AUGAUAACUCCAUUCUUUAGUAUCAGGCAGGACGACGAAUUCGUCUAUAUUGAUGUUAAGAUUUCCCAUGUCAGAUUCAGUGCCCAGGGCAUUGAGAUGAUCGUAGACAAUGAGCUUUUCAUCUUUUCGCUCAGCCCCUACUAUUUGAGGUUGAGACUUCCCUAUGCCUGUGUUGACGAUGAGAGAUCACAUGCUGAAUAUAACCUGAAGGACGAAGCAGUAAAUAUCAAAAUUCCCAAAGAGACAAAAGGACAAUUCUUUCCUGACUUGGACUUGACCACGAAACUCUUAGCAAGAACUGCUGAGAGCCAGCCACUUGAUGAAAACGAAUUGAAAGAGCCUUUAAUCGAAGAACUUGAUGUGAAUAACGAUAUAUCCUCUACAAAAACGCAGCAGUUAGAACAGGAUAUAGCUGAAGGGGAAAAGUUCAACUGGGAGAUAUCUCAGGAAGCUGCUACUGAUCCGGCCAUAAACACUGAUGACAGUAUCAAGAUGGCGGCUAUCAAGUACGGUUUCAAUAAUCAAUACAAUGCCAUUGUUGGAGUGUCUGUUUCUAACGGAAAUGAUAUCAACGAGUUGGGUGAUCCAGAAAACACUCCUGCUACAGAUAGAAUAAUAGAGAGAUUGAUCAAGGAGAACAUCAAGUUUGAUCCCGAGUUCUAUGCUGCUGACUACAUCAUGGAGAAGUACCCCAGCCCUGAUGAUGAGAAGUCUUUCAAGGAGCUCUUGGAAUGGAAGAAUCCCUUGGUGAGGCAAUUCUUGAAAUGGUACAAGGCUCAGCAGCAAUUGCCUUUAGCCGAAAGAACGCAGGUAAUGCCCGUACAAUUCUCUAAAGAAGAACAGGAAAAGAUGAUAAACCUUCCUCGUAAGUCAUAUCUUGUAGAAGAGGUGUUUAGACCACAACUCUACACGCUUCUUGUCUCGUUGUUGUUUUCGUAUCAUUUCGAUUUGAGAGAGACUGAAGGCGAACACAAUAUAGAAAGUGCAUGGACCAUAGGCAGAUUGACUCCACAAAUAGCAUACUUGGAUUCGCAGAUUCUUGUUCCUACUGGAAAUGAGAGUAUAUUGCGCGCUGCCGUCAUAACUGGUAUAAGAAGAGCCCUCUCUUAUCCUUUGCAUAGAAACUACAAUUUGACCGUCAAGGUUUGGGAAGAUGUGUAUUAUAAUCUCAGAGGGGGAAAAAGAUUGGUGUUGAAGGCAUUGUUAGACUUGAAGGAGUUGUUCAGAUAUCAUGAUGUCUACUAUGUGUAUGAUAAGAUAUGGCUCGAAGACUUCUGUUCGUGGUUGAUCAGUGACGAUGUUACCGAGGCUACACUUCGUACAUUAGCUCAUGACUUAAAGAUGGAGUACACCGGCUUACAGAAGACUGAUAUCACCUUCGAGAAAUUGGAUACUGAAGCCUCUCAAGAAGAUGGAGAGGAAGACAAGGAGGACAUAAUUGCCUUGAAUCUUCACGACAUAGAAGUCAUGGCUGAGAACCUGUUCCAGGCUUUCCAGAAUAACUUAUAG
Molecule: messenger RNA, 1509 nt
Organism: Scheffersomyces stipitis CBS 6054
Lineage: Eukaryota; Fungi; Ascomycota; Pichiomycetes; Serinales; Debaryomycetaceae
Product: Hsp90 cochaperone
Exons: 2
Coding region: 1-1509 (502 amino acids)
Biological process (GO): box H/ACA snoRNP assembly
Cellular component (GO): cytoplasm; nucleoplasm
Source: RefSeq, a predicted model, not a curated record